CUCUCUCUCUCUCACCAAAUUCAAUAUUCCCCUGAACUGAAACCCGAAAUCCCCAUCUGGUCGAUCUCGAUGUUUCGCAUAAGCAACACUGUGGUGGGGCUUCUCAACUGCUGCACUCUACUGGUGGGCCUCGCGGGCAUCUCCGCCUCCAUCUACCUCCGCCUCCACAGCGGCGCCACCGACUGCCAGAGAGUCUUAGAGACGCCUCUCCUGGCGAUAGGCCUCGCCUUCUUCGUGCUCUCCCUCCUGGGCGUCGUCGGCGCUUGCUGCAGGCUCAACUCCGUUCUCUACGUCUACUUGGCCCUCAUGUUCCUUAUCAUCCUGGGCCUCAUCGGUUUCACCGUGUUCGCGCUCUUGGUGACCAACAAAGGGGUCGGGCAGGCGGUGUCGGGACGAGGGUACAAGGAGUACCGCCUGGCGGACUUCUCUCACUGGUUGCAGCGCUACGUCGUGAAUGCCAACAACUGGGAUCAGAUUCGAAGUUGUUUGAUUGAUUCCCAGGUUUGCAAGCGUCUUGGGAAUCAAAAGGCGUCGACAAUAUUAAACAAUUUAUCUCUUAUACAGUCGGGUUGCUGCAUGCCGCCACCCUACUGUAAAUCAAAAUCGGCGGGAGACGAGAGGGAGUGCAGUAGAUGGAGCAAUGAGAAGGAGAAGCUAUGCUUCGAUUGCGAGUCGUGCAAGGUAGGAGUGCUGGGCAACAUCAGGAAGGAGUGGAGGCAUUUGGCCAUAUUCAACACCUGUCUCCUUCUCCUCCUCACCUUCGUCUACUGCAUUGGCUGCUGCGCCACCAGGAACAACCGCUCCGAAUCUUCUAAGUUCUAAUUAAGUACCCAAUUACGCAUAUAUAUAUAGAUCAGGAAACCCUUAAUUUGAUUUAAUUAUAUCCUACUUUUUCUUCUUUUUUUCCAAUUAAGUUAUGUGAGAGUCGUUGUUUCUAGAAAUGAAUAUAUAUGCCAA
Molecule: messenger RNA, 957 nt
Organism: Alnus glutinosa
Lineage: Eukaryota; Viridiplantae; Streptophyta; Magnoliopsida; Fagales; Betulaceae
Product: tetraspanin-11-like
Exons: 2
Coding region: 70-822 (250 amino acids)
Biological process (GO): auxin-activated signaling pathway
Cellular component (GO): plasma membrane; plasmodesma
Source: RefSeq, a predicted model, not a curated record